Molecule: messenger RNA, 2348 nt
Organism: Arabidopsis thaliana (thale cress)
Lineage: Eukaryota; Viridiplantae; Streptophyta; Magnoliopsida; Brassicales; Brassicaceae
Gene: PIF4
Product: phytochrome interacting factor 4
Exons: 7
Coding region: 777-2090 (437 amino acids)
Biological process (GO): regulation of DNA-templated transcription; red or far-red light signaling pathway
Cellular component (GO): nucleus
Molecular function (GO): DNA-binding transcription factor activity; protein dimerization activity
Source: RefSeq, marked reviewed
GUCAAGUUAAAGAUAAUUUUGGUAUAUAUGAGAAAGGUAUCGACAAAAACCAUAACGCUAUAGAUGAUUGUGAUUUGACAAAAACACCCUCAAAUCAUUGUUUUCAGAGUUUUUUUAGAUAAGGUACAGAUAAGAAACCACCUCUAAAAAUCAAGCAAUAGAUCUCAUCGCUUAAAAGAAGAGAGAGAUCUUCACUUGUAUGUGUCCCACUGAUUCCAACACAAUGUCCCAGAACUUGCCACGUGUCGUUCAUUUCAAAAGAUUGCAGUACUGUUGUCCCUAGAGAAUCAUUAUCUCCCUCGCUGUAAUAUCUUUAUGCUCCUGUCACUUUCUGUCUGUACCCAAAAGAAGUAAUGAACCUCUCUCAUCUUCUUCUUCUCUGUUUCUUUCAUGUUUUGUGAGUUGUUUCUCAACAAUUUUCUGGUCUCUUAGAGUGAGAGGAGAGAGAUAGAGAGUUGUGUUGGGCGUGGAACUUGGACUAGUUCCACAUAUCAGGUUAUAUAGAUCUUCUCUUUCAACUUCUGAUUCGUCCAGAAGCUUUCCUAAUCUGGUCAGUAGUACUCUUUUUAUACGGGUUUUUGGUUUUAUAAGAUGUGGCUAUAUUUGGAAAUAACUAUUUUGCAAGCUUUCCUAGAUUGCCAGAAUAUAAAAAAAGAUGUUUAACAAGAGAACGGACUCAUGGACUUGCUUUAAAUUUUAAUUAUUUUAAAAUCAUUCUAUAAUGAUUAGAGUAAAUAAACUAUUAGGACUCUGAAUUAUAAAAUUCGAUUUUAUAUAUGCUCCUCCUUAGAUCUGACAUGGAACACCAAGGUUGGAGUUUUGAGGAGAAUUAUAGUUUGUCCACUAAUAGAAGAUCUAUCAGGCCACAAGAUGAACUAGUGGAGUUAUUAUGGCGAGAUGGACAAGUGGUUCUGCAGAGCCAAACUCAUAGAGAACAAACCCAAACCCAGAAACAAGAUCAUCAUGAAGAAGCCCUAAGAUCCAGCACCUUUCUUGAAGAUCAAGAAACUGUCUCUUGGAUCCAAUACCCUCCAGAUGAAGACCCAUUCGAACCCGACGACUUCUCCUCCCACUUCUUCUCAACCAUGGAUCCCCUCCAGAGACCAACCUCAGAGACGGUUAAGCCUAAGUCCAGUCCUGAACCUCCUCAAGUCAUGGUUAAGCCUAAGGCCUGUCCUGACCCUCCUCCUCAAGUCAUGCCUCCUCCAAAAUUUAGGUUAACAAAUUCAUCAUCGGGGAUUAGGGAAACAGAAAUGGAACAGUACUCGGUAACGACCGUUGGACCUAGCCAUUGCGGAAGCAACCCAUCACAGAACGAUCUCGAUGUCUCAAUGAGUCAUGAUCGAAGCAAAAACAUAGAAGAAAAGCUUAAUCCGAACGCAAGUUCCUCAUCAGGUGGCUCCUCUGGUUGCAGCUUUGGCAAAGAUAUCAAAGAAAUGGCUAGUGGAAGAUGCAUCACAACCGACCGUAAGAGAAAACGUAUAAAUCACACUGACGAAUCUGUAUCUCUAUCAGAUGCAAUCGGUAACAAGUCGAACCAACGAUCAGGAUCAAACCGAAGGAGUCGAGCAGCUGAAGUUCAUAAUCUCUCCGAAAGGAGGAGGAGAGAUAGGAUCAAUGAGAGAAUGAAGGCUUUGCAAGAACUAAUACCUCACUGCAGUAAAACUGAUAAAGCUUCGAUUUUAGACGAAGCCAUAGAUUAUUUGAAAUCACUUCAGUUACAGCUUCAAGUGAUGUGGAUGGGGAGUGGAAUGGCGGCGGCGGCGGCUUCGGCUCCGAUGAUGUUCCCCGGAGUUCAACCUCAGCAGUUCAUACGUCAGAUACAGAGCCCGGUACAGUUACCUCGAUUUCCGGUUAUGGAUCAGUCUGCAAUUCAGAACAAUCCCGGUUUAGUUUGCCAAAACCCGGUACAAAACCAGAUCAUCUCCGACCGGUUUGCUAGAUACAUCGGUGGGUUCCCACACAUGCAGGCCGCGACUCAGAUGCAGCCGAUGGAGAUGUUGAGAUUUAGUUCACCGGCGGGACAGCAAAGUCAACAACCGUCGUCUGUGCCGACGAAGACCACCGACGGUUCUCGUUUGGACCACUAGGUUGGUGAGCCACUUUUUUACUUCCUUAUUUUUGGUAUGUUUCUUUUUUAUAUCUAUCUUUCUGAACAUACUUAAAACGUUCAAGGAUGUAUUAUUAUAGAGUAAACGUGCAACUUCAUUACGUUAUUUUCUGUAUAUGUGAGUUUAUGUAUGUCAAAAUGACAUGAUGAGAUUUUUUGUAAACAACAUCUUAAAAACAGGACAUGUGAUUUUUGUAAUCGUAAAAACUUUGGGAUGCAGUUUAUUUUCUAAUCAAAA